Messenger RNA from Aspergillus versicolor CBS 583.65, 865 nucleotides. RefSeq lists its product as uncharacterized. Bases 247 to 756 code for a protein of 169 amino acids. NCBI's taxonomy places the organism in Eukaryota, Fungi, Ascomycota, Eurotiomycetes, Eurotiales, Aspergillaceae. The transcript is spliced from 2 exons. The record is from RefSeq and is a predicted model, not a curated record.
CUGGGAUGCAAUAUGCCGUCAUCGCUUUUCCUUCGCGCCUUAAUCGACACCGAUUUUGGACGCGAUUGCUAAUUCGGUGUUUCCGAUGAUGCAUUUAUUGGAGCUAGGCUGGUGGUGGUGGUGGUGCUGAGGGUGUUGGGGGGUGCUUGAGGGGGUGACGUAUAUGAGCGGCCGGCGCAACACUCCCUCCAAUUGAUCCCAGUCAAGUCUUUCUAUUUUUGUUUUGGUUAAUAUACCCGGCAUUUUAUGUCAUUUGGCCUCUCGCUUUUUGCUGUUUUUCUCAGUUUUCCCCUUCUGCCCGGCUGCGCUUCUUUGGCUCGCCGAUACAUCUACAAACGCACUCCUCCCGCCAACCCUCCUGCACCACCAUCAUCACCAUCACCACCUCCUCCACCUCCACCUCCACCUCAGAUCACAAUGGCGACCGCCGAGAAGCAACAGCAAAGACAGAACCCCAUCAAGGAAGAGCCCCUGGACGAUGACAAGCAGGAUGACUUUUCCGACGAAUAUGAGGAUGACUAUGACGACGAGGAAGACGACGACCAAGCCCAGGAAGAUACCUCAGGCAAGGCAGUGCAAGCGCGCCGACGCCCAGGGCAGACUAUAAGCAGCAAAGACAAGCCGCCGGCCGUCAAACAGAAGAAGGGCAUUGACGACGAGGAGGGGCUGAAGUUGAAGUUGGACAUCAAUUUGGAUAUCGAGGUUGAGCUCAAGGCAAGAAUCCAUGGCGAUUUGACCCUAGCUUUACUGAGUUAACGCCAUCGAGAAAAUAGUGCCUAAGAAUAUCGAAACUAGACAUCUCACACCGUGCUCUUGCUUCCUAACGAGUUACGAGGUUUUGAAACUGCCGUCUUACCUGUUGGAG